AUGGAAGAAGGAGUAAAAGAAGUGCAGGACCCUGGUACCAUCACUAACGGUGAUAACAGUUCCAGUAGAACCAAUGUUUUCAGUACGGCUUUAAAAUUUUGGACACAAAUAGAUUUACCAUCCAUUCAAAGUCAAUUAGAUAAACAAGGGAUUGAGAUCAGGGAAGAUCAAAAGGAAUCUUUAAAUAAUCGUAAGAAUUUAGCGUCAAAGACCAAGGAAUUCAGGAAAUUACCCGAUGAAGACAAACUUGAACAACUCAAAGGAGUUUUGAAAUUGUACCAAAAUGAAAUUGAUUCAUUAACCACUAAGCAAAAAAAGAUUGAAAGUUAUUUCUUUGAUUUUUAUAGAGAAAUUGCUGAAGCACCUGAUCCAAAGCCAUUAUUAGAAUUAUCAUUAGAUUCAGUGAUAAAUAGUGGAGAAGUAGAAGAAUUGAAAGAAGAAAUUAGUAAAUUAACUGAACAAUUGAGUAAAAAAGCUGAUUAUGAACAACUUAAACAAAGAUUAAUAAGGAACGAACAAAAAUCAGCUGAACUUUUAAGUAGUAAAUUAAAAUCCAAAGAUGAUGAGUAUAAGGCUAUUAUUGAUGAAAAGGAAAAGAAUUGGUUAGAAAAGGAGAAAUUCUAUGAGAAACAAAAGAAUGAAUAUAAUUUAAAGAUUGAAGAAUUGAAGACAUCAAAUGAAGUUACUGAAUUACAAUUGAAUUCACAAAGUCAAUUCAAAUCCAAUGAUAAUAAUGAUGUGACGGUGAUGGCAGAAUUAGAAAUGGUUUCAAGAGAUGCUGAAUUCUCCAAACAAAGGUUAUUGGAAGUGGAAAAGAGAAAUGAAAAUUUAAGGAAAGAAAUUUCUAAUUUGAAGAAUAAUAGUCAAUUGGAGAAUGUUAAAGAGGAAUACACCAAGAAGAUCUUGGAAUUAGAAGGGGAGAAUUCUUUACUUAUUGCAGAAUUGGAUCAAGCCAGAAGACAAAUCAAUAACUUAACUACUGAGAAUGCCAAUAAAUUGAAUAAUUUAAAUACUGAACUUGUCAAUUAUAGCAAUGAGAUCAAAGAUUUGAAGAAUAAAUUGUAUGCUCAAAAAGAUUAUGAAGAGAUCAAAACCGAAUUACAUUAUUUAAGAAAGAUAGAGUUUGAUGACGAAGAAGAAGACGAGGACGAAGGUAAAGAUACUAAAGAUAAAGUUGAUUCUGUAUUGAUGAAGAAAAACAAAGCCUUGAAUGAUGAAUUAGUUCAAUAUAGAUCACAACAUGAAGAUUUAAUCAAUAAAAUCAAUGGCUUUGAACAACAAGUCUUACAAUCCAACGAAGAAAUUGAAAAAUUGAAUAAAUUGAAUCAAAAAUUAGAAGAUGAUUUGUUCAAAUUCAAUGAUAACAAUAAGUUCAAUGAUAACAUGAGUUUGAUCAGUGGGUAUAGUAAAAAGACCAACGAAGAUUCAUCAUCAAUUUUACCCAUAAUCACUAAACAAAGAGAUAGGUUCAGAGAUCGAAAUAAUGAAUUAGAAGAAGAAUUGAAGAGACAAACCUCCAUGAUCAAUGAUUUCAAAAGAACUAUCAAUCAAUUAAGACAAGAUAAUGAAGAAUUAUACGAAAGAACAAGAUUCUUAGCAUCAUCACAAUCAAGCACUAAGAGAAAUACUUUACUCCCCAAACCUAAUAUGGAUUUAGAGAAUAAUAAUUAUAGAAACAAUUAUGAGACCAAAUUACAUCCUAUUGAACAAUUCAGAAUAAAAGAACAAGAAAGAAUUUCUUCUCGAUUAUCACCAUUUGAAAGGAUUUUCAUUAGUUUAACUAGAGCAGUUUUAGCUACUAGAACAACCAGAAUGUUAUUUUUAGGAUAUUGUGUGGGUUUACAUUUUAUUGUCAUGAUUGUAACUAUUUAUUCAACAAGUCUCAAUGCUCAAUUAAUACCAGAAGUUGGUAUGAAUACUAGUACUGGAGGUAAAGCCCACGAGUAA
Messenger RNA from Yamadazyma jaroonii, 1947 nucleotides. The record is from the annotation of a GenBank genome assembly. Lineage: Eukaryota; Fungi; Ascomycota; Pichiomycetes; Serinales; Debaryomycetaceae.